CCGUAGUUACUUUGCCAUACCUCGUGCUGAACCGGUACGGCCCAUAGACCCAGCUGCCUGGAUCUCUCAUACUACCGCACUGACCGGCUCCUUCCCCCAAUACGAGUUUGAUGACCUGCCCCUCACAGUGGGGAAGACAGACAUGGCAACCAUCGUCAAGGUGAUGCAGCUGCCUGGAUCCGGCCUGGAGAUACGAGACCGCAUGUGGCUCAAGAUCACCAUCACUGGUGCUACCAUCGGAGCUGAGGUGGUUGACUGGCUGUACUCCCGAGUGGAGGGCUUUAAGGAUCGGCGUGACGCUCGGAAAUACGCCAGCAGCCUCCUGAAGCACGGCUACCUCAGACACACCGUCAACAAGAUCACCUUCUCAGAGCAGUGCUACUACACCUUUGGAGACCUGUGUCAGAAUACUUGUCGCCUGGACUAUAAAUUGGUCUUUGGGCAGUGCACUGAGGCUUCCUCUGAGCCCGGUGAUGACCAGAAGCCCAUCUCUGAUCUCUGUGAUGACCAGAGGCCCAUCUCUGAGCCCUGUGAUGACCAGAGGCCCAUCUCUGAUCUCUGUGAUGACCAGAGGCCCAUCUCUGAGCCCUGUGAUGACCAGAGGCCCAUCUCUGAGCCCUGA
Messenger RNA from Clupea harengus (Atlantic herring), 622 nucleotides. It is a transcript of the gene dvl1b, whose product is annotated as putative segment polarity protein dishevelled homolog DVL1P1. Bases 143 to 622 code for a protein of 159 amino acids. The transcript is spliced from 5 exons. NCBI's taxonomy places the organism in Eukaryota, Metazoa, Chordata, Actinopteri, Clupeiformes, Clupeidae. Gene Ontology annotation, cellular component: cytosol. The record is from RefSeq and is a predicted model, not a curated record. Gene Ontology annotation, biological process: intracellular signal transduction; canonical Wnt signaling pathway. Gene Ontology annotation, molecular function: frizzled binding.